GAUAUGUAUUUUGUUUUGAUGAGAAAGACCGUUGACUGCCGGAAACGACCACCGUCCCCUUUCUCUCGUUGCCGUCGUCUGCUCGUCGACUUGAACACCCGAUUCGGAAAGGGAAUCAAGUGCAACAGCAGUGAGCCCUUUGAUACGAUUACGUCGAGGAGCGACUUGGCUAUUGUAUGCCCAGGUGGCGCUGCUGUUGGUGACGCGGCCCCGGGUAAAAGCACUAGCCAGGAGAGAGAAGUGCGCAUUCGUUUGUUAGAUGUUUGGAUGUUGGUGUCUCUGGGGUCCGUGUUCGACUCGAGUGGGACGGAUACUAGGCUUAGCAACAAGCAGCAGAAGCAAACUCAAACUGGAGGUCAGGGCCAGCCCUAUGUGUGCCCUGUUACGAACUACAGUUACUUGACCAUUAGCAAGCAUUGCUAAUUGUUACCGGUUUAGCAACAGUGCAAC
Messenger RNA from Varroa destructor (honeybee mite), 450 nucleotides. RefSeq names its product protein HEXIM1-like. NCBI's taxonomy places the organism in Eukaryota, Metazoa, Arthropoda, Arachnida, Mesostigmata, Varroidae. The record is from RefSeq and is a predicted model, not a curated record. Gene Ontology annotation, cellular component: nucleus; nucleoplasm; cytoplasm. Gene Ontology annotation, molecular function: 7SK snRNA binding; cyclin-dependent protein serine/threonine kinase inhibitor activity. Gene Ontology annotation, biological process: negative regulation of transcription by RNA polymerase II; negative regulation of cyclin-dependent protein serine/threonine kinase activity.